GUAUCAACGAGGGGAGUGCCUUGCCCCUCGUCAGCGGAUUAGAUAGGGGGCAGGCAGCAGAGGUUCCCGGCUCCUUCGCGGCGCUGCUUAUCUCCCGCUCCCGGCUCCCCUCCUCCCCCGCGCCGCGAUGAACACAGCCAUGGCCACCACCUCCUUAUCCCUCCAAGGCCGCCCAUCCCACGCUCCCACUAGGAAGCUCUCCUCCCCGUUCCUCGGAGCCCCCGCGUCCUUUCUCCGGCCGCUGGCUCCCACGCCCGCCGCCGGCCCCUCCUCGCGGCGGACGCUUGCCGUCAGGGCCAUGGCGCCUCCCAAGCCGGGAGGCAAGCCCAAGAAAGUGGUGGGCCUUAUAAAGCUGGCGCUCGAGGCCGGCAAGGCGACGCCGGCGCCGCCCGUCGGCCCGGCGCUCGGUGCCAAGGGAGUCAACAUCAUGGCGUUCUGCAAGGAGUACAAUGCCAAGACGGCCGACAAGCCCGGCUACAUCAUCCCCGUCGAGAUCACCGUGUUUGAUGAUAAGAGCUUUACCUUCGUCUUGAAGACCCCUCCGGCUUCAGUCCUGCUACUCAAGGCUGCAGGUGUCGAAAAAGGUUCAAAAGAGCCACAACGGCAGAAGGUGGGAAAGGUAACAGUGGAUCAAGUGCGUGCAAUAGCUCAAGAGAAGUUGCCGGACUUGAACUGCAAGAGCAUCGACUCUGCUAUGAGGAUCAUCGCUGGCACCGCCGCUAACAUGGGCAUCGAUGUUGAUCCUCCAAUCCUUGUUAAGAAGGAAAAGGUCCUCUUGUAGUUUGUUUUUGCUGGCACCACCAGUGCCCAUUUUGAGAUUAUAUGUGAAAGGACCAAGAUGAUCAAAAGAGUGAAUUGAGUUUCUCUAAAAUAUCUUGUAUAAAUUAAUGCCUAUUAAUGAGUCCAUUUCACCCUUUGUAUC
Zea mays is the source of this 922-nucleotide messenger RNA. RefSeq names its product 50S ribosomal protein L11, chloroplastic-like. Gene Ontology annotation, cellular component: ribosome; cytosolic large ribosomal subunit. Lineage: Eukaryota; Viridiplantae; Streptophyta; Magnoliopsida; Poales; Poaceae. The coding region runs from base 128 to 781 and encodes 217 amino acids. The record is from RefSeq and is marked provisional. Gene Ontology annotation, molecular function: structural constituent of ribosome; large ribosomal subunit rRNA binding. The transcript has 4 exons. Gene Ontology annotation, biological process: translation.